Messenger RNA from Oncorhynchus kisutch (coho salmon), 9091 nucleotides. RefSeq names its product diacylglycerol kinase, gamma (gene dgkg). Gene Ontology annotation, biological process: phospholipase C-activating G protein-coupled receptor signaling pathway. The record is from RefSeq and is a predicted model, not a curated record. Lineage: Eukaryota; Metazoa; Chordata; Actinopteri; Salmoniformes; Salmonidae. Gene Ontology annotation, cellular component: plasma membrane. Gene Ontology annotation, molecular function: ATP-dependent diacylglycerol kinase activity; calcium ion binding.
CGCUGUGGCAAAGCAGUGUCGAUAAGAGAGAGAGCGAGAGAGAUUGAUGGAGAGAGCGGGAGAGUGAACAGCUCUAUGUAAACAGGGUGUCAGAAAAGAAAGUGCAGGGACAUUUUCAGCCUGCUAAGGCUGGGAAAAUAAUCACAUAGGAUCUGCAAAGCAACACUCACUAGGGCAGAGAGAGAAAAAGAGAGAAGAGAGAGAGAGGGACGGAACUGAACAGAGAGAGUCGGUGACAGUGAGAGAGACAGAGAGCGAGAGAGAGACAGAGAGAGAGGAAGCUAUAUAGCAACAGAGCAAAGGAGAAGAACUAAGCAAAAGGGAGAGAGAGGAAAAAAGCUUAAUUAAUUCAGGCUGAAUGGGAGGGAGGGAUGUUGCUACCUCUGCCAGGGCUCCAGUGCCUUUGCUGUGCCUCUCUGUGUAGCUGGAGCUGUGUUGUGUAGCUGUGGCUCUGCUCUUUGUAGCUGUAGCUGCCGGUUUGUGUUGUGAGGGGCUCGCUGCUCUGCUCACGGGGGAAGGGAGAGCACGGACUGCCUAUCAACCCAUACUGAAGGAAGGAACACACACACAGACAGCAAAACUACUGGGAUGGGCAGAGGUCAUUAUAGGUCAUUGGUGCAGCAGACCUGCUAAGGGACCCUGUGUGGACUGACUGUGGGCUGUGGACAUAUCACUUCCUACCAGAGAUGAGGGGAACAGCUUGAGUCUGACGUCAGAGAGCGGGAAAGACCUAGAGACCUGCCUCUAGCUGGACCUCCAUAUCACAUACUGCCCGUCCUUAUCCCCCUUCCCCCACCCCACCAUCUCUGGCAUCUGUUUCUACCACCACCUCCACUCACUGGGAAGGAUUUGGGAUGACAGUUAACCUCCUCAGCUCUACCUCACUCCUCUUCACCACCCAGGGAUAACCAGCACUAGAACCUCUGUACCCUGAGAGGCACACUACCAUCCUCCCUCACCUCCCCCAGCUGGCAUCAUGAUGGGAGAUGGAGUUGGGAACUGGGAGUGUUUGAGUCCGUCUGAGUUUGGACAGCUGCAGCAGUACAGCGAGUAUUCCUCCAAGAAGCUCAAGGAUGUUCUGGAGGAGUUUCACGGUGAAGGAGUCCUCUCCAAGUACAAUCCCGAGCAGCCCAUAGACUAUGAGGGUUUCCAGCUCUUCAUGACCACAUACCUGGAGAACGACAUCCCUGAGGAGCUGUGUCAGCACCUGUUCACCUCCUUCAAGAGCAAGACAGGGGGCUGCUCUCCUGAGGUGCCCCGCGCUGGAGCAGGACUGCUGGAGCCACGUUCCAUUGAUGCAGGCAUCUCUAUACAGACUGAAGUGGCCUGUGCCCCCAUAACAGGAAUGAAUGGGAAGAGCAUCCUGACAGCAAUGGGCCGGCACACACCAGAGCAUUCCAUUGUGAUGGCCACAUGUUCAGGUGCCGUGUCUACCUCUCCCUGCUCCUCCCGUUCCUCCUCACAGCACUCUGGGACAGGGGCCCACACACCCGGGGGUUCCUACCACUCACCUGCCUGCACCCAAGCCAAACUCUCCACAUGUAGCAGUAGUAAUGCUCUGACCCCCACCCCAGCCAAGUCCCCAGCCUCCCCUCGCCUCUCCCCAGAGAGGAUCAGAGCGGAGAAGAGGAGGAGUCCAUCACCCCAGAAGGGCUCCCCUUUACUCUCCCCCCAGGUGGUGUUUCUGAAGGACAUUGUGUGUUACCUGUCCCUGCUGGAGAGGGGCACACCAGAGGACAAGUUGGAAUUCAUGUUCCGGCUGUACGACACAGAUGGCAAUGGAGUACUGGACAGCUCGGAACUGGACCGCAUCAUCAAUCAGAUGGUCCACGUGGCAGAGUACCUGGAAUGGGACUCUACAGAGCUGCGACCAAUCCUGAAGGAGAUGAUGGAAGAGAUAGACUAUGACCGGGACGGAACAGUCACCCUGGAGGAGUGGAUCAGGGGAGGCCUCACCACCAUCCCUCUGCUGGUCCUGCUGGGCAUGGAGACGAAUGUGCAGGAGGAUGGGCAGCAUGUGUGGAAAUUAAAGCACUUCAACAAGCCAGCCUACUGUAACUACUGCCACACCAUGCUGCUGGGAGUCCGCAAGCAGGGCCUCUGCUGCUCUAUAUGCAAGUACACAGUCCAUGAACGCUGUGUGUCCAAAGACAUCGCUGCCUGCAUCAGCACCUACGCCAAGUCCCGCAGACACACUAAUGCUAUGCAGCACGUGUGGAUGGAGGGAAACUCUCCCACUAAGUGCGACCGCUGUCACAGAAGUAUCAAGUGCUACCAGGGCUUAACGGGCCUACACUGUGUGUGGUGUCAGAUCACUCUCCAUAAUAAGUGUGCGUCCAACAUGAAACCAGAGUGUGAUGGAGGAGCCCUUAGAGACCACACUCUACUCCCAUCCUACAUCUGCCCUGUAGUCCUGGACCGUCAUUCUGUUUUGAAGCGGGGUGAAGGGGACUCCCCGCCCAGCACCAGCCCUGACGACCCGAAUCAAAGCUUCAAAUUCACAGGAGACGGACAAGCACUGCAGAUCACUCCUCUCCCAGGCACACAUCCCCUCCUGGUCCUGGUCAACCCAAAGAGUGGCGGGAGACAAGGGGAGCGGGUAUUGAGAAAGUUCCAGUACCUGCUGAACCCCAGACAGGUGUACAGUCUAGACCGAGAGGGACCCAUGGUGGGGCUCAACUUCUUCCAUGAUGUCCCUGAUUUCCGGGUGCUGGCAUGUGGAGGGGAUGGGACAGUGGGAUGGAUCUUAGACUGUAUUGACAAGGCCAACUUCACCAGAGAUCCCCCUGUGGCCAUCCUCCCUCUGGGCACAGGGAACGACCUGGCAAGAUGCCUACGCUGGGGCGGAGGUUAUGAAGGAGGCAGUCUUCUGAAGUUCCUGCGGGACAUAGAGCACAGCACAGAGAUGGUUCUGGACCGAUGGAACAUCGACAUUGUCCCUGUUGACAAGGAGGAGAAGGGAGACCCUGUCCCCAACAGCAUCGUCAACAACUACUUCUCCAUCGGAGUGGAUGCGUCCAUCGCUCAUCGCUUCCACUUGAUGAGAGAGAAGCACCCAGAGAAAUUCAACAGCAGAAUGAAGAACAAGUUGUGGUACUUUGAGUUUGGCACCACAGAGACCAUCUCCGCCACUUGCAAGAAACUCAACGAGUGUAUCGAAGUGGAGUGUGAUGGUAUCAUCCUGGACCUCAGCAGCACGUCGUUGGAAGGCAUCGCCGUCCUCAACAUACCCAGCAUGCAUGGCGGCUCCAACCUGUGGGGCGAGACCAAGAAGAGGAGGAACUACAGCCGCAUGAGCAAGAAGGUUCCAGACAGGAUGCCCACCAGUACCGUCACCGAUAUAAAGGAACUCAAAUUCUGUGUUCAGGACCUGAGCGACCAGUUGCUAGAGGUGGUGGGUCUGGAGGGCGCCAUGGAGAUGGGGAAGAUCUACUCAGGCCUGAAGAGUGCUGGCCGCAGACUGGCCCAAUGUGCUAACGUCACCAUCAGGACAUCCCGGCUGCUGCCCAUGCAGAUUGAUGGGGAGCCUUGGAUGCAGCCCCCAUGCACGAUCAAGAUUACACAUAAGAACCAGGUUCCCAUGCUACUGGGCCCUCCUCAGAAGACCCCCUUCUUGUUCUUCAAGAGACGCAACAGAAGUCGGGACUAUGAGUGAGGAGGACACUUCAAACUCCCCCCUCUUCACAAACACAUUCACCAACCCCUCGGGACAACUCAAUAGGUCCCACAGACCAAGGCAUUGCCCCUUGGACCUACAGUACCACUUCAGAAUGAACUGACUUCCUCUCAGUGUAAUGACCACUUCCUGUGUAUCCAUGUUCUAGCUUCUAGAACUUCCUGUGAACUCUGAACUCUGACCCUGCCACUGGCACACUAGCUCAGUCAACCUCAGCUCCAGACUCAGCUUCAGCCCCAGACCCAUCAGUAAUGCCACACUGCCUUGGCAAAACACAGUGCCAGCAGCAUAUAGGUUCAUCUAGGAUACUGCUUUGGUUCUCAAAUGGAGGGAUAGAGAGAUGGAGUGAUAAGGAAACACAUAAAGAGAGAGAGAGAGAGACAGAGAAACAGCGGAAGGGGAAUGGGAAGAGAAGAGUAGAAGAAAAGAAAGAGUGCAAAAGAGCGAGAGCAAGGGAUGGGAUGAUUGACAUACAGCAGAUGAAAGUAGUAUGGCUGUGUUGUGUGCGUGCGUGUGUGUGCGUGCGUGUGUGUGUGCAUGUGUGCGUAUGUGCGUGCGUGUGUGCAAGUUCUCCUCUCUCUUUGAGGAGCCUGUUGAAUAAUGGAUGAGAGCUUGUAGAGUAUUCACUCCAGUGUCUCUCCAUGGCACAGAACACUGUACUGCCUGAGAGAUGAAACGGAAAGAGAUCAUCUAUUAUUGACUGCUUCAUUUACGCUUGACGGUGGCAGCAGGGCAAAACACACAGUAACAAUGGCCUGGGAAGCAUGGGAAACUCAAACUAACAUGCAGGGAUUUUUGCCCCCCAGCAUAUUUGCUCACAACAACCAUCUUUAGCCUAGUUUUGUAGAAUAUCAAUAGCUGAUCUGGUGUCAGGUCAAACAGAUGGCAAGGACUGGAGGUUUGUCUGUUUAUCUUCAUGUGGCUUAUUCACAUACUGUAGACAGGUCACCCACCAUCUUAGUAAGUGUAUAAACCCCUCUGAGACUCAGUCACACAGGUCCUCAACUUAGACUGUUUUUUAUUGUUAUCCUCCAAAUGGCAAGGCCAUUGGUCCUUCGAGCCAGAUCAGUGGAACAGAGCCCAGUGUACAGGGGAGACCAAAAGAGUUUGGAGAGAGAUGUGGACCUUACUUAUAUGUAUCACUGUAGCGACGUGAGAUGAGAGCGGAGUCCCAUGUCCCCCUCAGAAGUGCUGAGUAGGAUCAGCCAUAGGUUUAAGAAAGAAGCCCAGUGUAGAGAAGACCAAAGGAGUUUGGGGUGAGGAGUGAGGAGUGGACUAGAUAUAUAUCACUAGAGAAUGUGAGAUAAGUCUGUUGCCCAAUCAGAAGAGCCCAGUAGGACCUCUGUAAGAGCAGAGUUCAGUGUAGAGGGAGAGGAGACUGAAGGAGGGUAGGUCCUUACUGUAAUGUUACAUGUAUCACCGUAGAGAUGAGAGAAGUCCCGAUCAGAAGUGCCCACUAGGAUAGCUUUAGGUUGAAUAAGCAGUAGUAUCUGCUGCCUAGUAGGAUAUCUAUAGGUUGAAUCAACAAGCCUCAUCCAUAGGUUGAAUCAACAAGCCUCAUCCAGCUACAUAUGUCCCAGAAGACUUUUAGAGAUUGAAAUGGAUUCAGCUAGCUAGUGCUGGUAUAUAACAGCCUGCCCUGACUGCCCCAGGCCUUAGGGGUCUGAUUUACCAUAGCGUGGACAGGAACUAAAUUUAACCUGCUAUUUCGGGAGGAUCUAUCCUGUGAAACACUAUUCCUAAUUACAGUGUAAAAACAUUAGCUCGCAAUGUGAAGUGUCCAAGAGUGCAAAACUAGGAGGCCAGGGAUGAGGGCUCGCUGGCUGUAAAAUGGUGGGUGUUAUUCAAAUCAUGUUUGUUACUGGAUGGCACCAUUGAAGCAACAGGAAGAUAUGUUAUCAAUUGAAAUGGGCUGAACUGAAAAUCACACAUAGGAGUCAAACCUAACAGCAAAAGCUGAACUGGCAAGACACCCGUGUGGCAGAAUGUGGUAUCCAUCUACUAAGAUAUACCACUACCCGUAUGAAAAUAUUACUGUCCCAACUAUAGUGGCCAACUAUAUAUGUGCAGAUACAGUAUUUGUAUAUUCUGGAAGAUGUGUAUUACACAUACAUUUUUAUUUUAUUUUAUUGAACCUUUAUUUAACUAGGCAAGUCAGUUAAGAACAAAUUCUUAUUUACAAUGACGGCCUAGGAACAGUGGGUUAACUGCCUUGUUCAAGGGCAGAAUGACAGAUUUAGUUUUUGUGUUUUUAAGAAUAUAUUAUAAUAUAUUAUUAGUGUAGAGCUUUGAGGCAUCCCACUGGGCAAACACUGAUUGAAUCAAUGUUGUUUCCAUAUCUGUUCCACGUUGAACCAACGUAGAAUAGACAUCGAAUUGACAUCUGUGCCCAGUGGGAUAGUUUAGAAGAGUACAUACAGAUCAGUGUUCUUCAGUGGGUCACUUGAAUAACUGUCUGGGGCUGGUUCACAACACAUUCCCUUUGGUGUCGAGCACCCUCAUACCCUAGGAUGUAGGGGUUAGGGUGCAGGGCCCAGGGGGGUGAGGGCAGUGAGCCUCCAUGGUACACUGAGUGUUUGUCCCAAAUGGCACCCUAUUCACUUUUGGUACCAUUAGGACUCACCAGAGCACCACUCAUGGGGCGAGGCUUUGAUGUCUUCGCCCCGAGUUCCCUUUAAAACCACACUGAGCCGAGACUCUCGUGUCCAGGCCCCACUAAACAGAGACACAUGUCCAAUGACCAUGGGGUAGAGGCAAAACAGUGGUUUAGUCCCAAGGCACCCUAAUCCUAAAUAGUUUACUGCUUUUGACCAAAAUCCUAUCAAAAGUAGUGCACUAUAUAGGGAAUAGGGUGCCAUUUGGGAGACAGACUUUAUCUCUGUGGACCACAGGGUCUGUCUGACCCUGCAACACCUCUAACCAGUACGUAUGGGAAACAUUUCAAUGACCACAUCACCUCUACAAUCCUAACAUAGCAUCAUUGGUCGACGGUCAUUGGACACAUUUUUUGUGUGUAGUGCUUACGGAGCCUGGAUCGAGGCGACUCAGUAAAAAGUGUGCAUGUUUACAGUUUACUUUUCAUUAAUGGGAAAAGGAUGAUUUUAAAUUGAAACCGUUUUAAUUGUGUGUAAAUAGAUACUUGAUUAUAUAUUUUAUCUCACCACCGCAUGCCUGCUGAAACAAAGGAGACAGAAAGAAAUGUCUGUCUGCUUGAGGAGAGACCACGCUGAUUGUUGCAACCCUCUCCCUCAAGCUAGGACCUGUCCUGCUGUCGGGUGAUAUUAGCUAUUCAACCCCCUCAACCAAUCAUUUGCUUAAAAACCCAUGAUCUUGUGUAUUUACUUUGUCUUUCCCUGUUGGUAGCUAGCAUAGCAUGUUGAUACUUCUGUGCAAGAAAAGGACAGUGAUGGUUUGUCUUGGUCAAAUAGAGAGACUUUCCAGGAGAAAUGUACACCAUUGCCAAGCGGCCAUUUUGUGUUUCAUCAUCAGGAGAUGGAAGAGAGACACCGACACGACAACACAACCACAGAACUUAAUCCUAUCAGACGCUAUAUCAAUCUUCAAUGUUUGUGUCAUUCACCAGUUACCACUCAUCUCCAAUUCCGGUCAUCAGAAAUGACCAAUAGCCUUAACCAACAAACAAACAAAAGGAGCGGCUUUCUCUUGCUUUCUCUGCCUGGACACAACAACAGCACAAUUGCAAUACAAGCCACCGACUUAGAAGGAGUAAAAAAAUAUAUAGAAACAAGUCAAAGAAUGAUGGUGACUAUCUCCUCUUACUCUGUGUUGCAAUAACUCACUGCCAUCACCAACUACCCGCCUGGUCUGUACCAUCACUGCCUAUGGUGUUGGUCCACUUCCACUUCCAACUACAUCCACUUCUAAGAGGAUUUGGUUUAGCCCAGGUUGUCAACGACGUCUGUAGAAUGUGGCCUAGGAGGGCCGGUGUGAAAACAUCUGUUUUCUUGUUGACAGAGUGUCCCUUGGCGGGUCCUGGAAAAGGCUGCCGUUUGGGACGACACCAGUAAGUUGUCCACCGUGAUGCAGCAGGGAUUUCUAUGUACUGCACCACAUCCACUGUUAUAAACAUAGCCAUAGUGUGUGGCCGUGGCCACUGUCUUUGUUGAUGUACAUGAUGUGAUGUGACUUGUUGAAACCACGCUGCCUCUGAGGUAACCUAAUGUAGGAGGUGUAAAAGAUCCCCUACAUACUGGUCUUGACAAGAAGAAGAAAAAACUGUCAGGGGAGGUUCUCUUCUGCACUGUUCAACCAAUCCAGUUAAGAUGGAGUGUCACCUUGCUAAUGUCCAAAAGCGGAAAUCGAGUCACAGGUUGUCUUUUAAUUUCCACUGAAAACCGGAACAUCCGGUUGUUGGGAACUCGGCAGAGGCUACCUCUUAGGUGACCUAGAGGAGGGAGUUUGAGUGGUGGUUAAAGGGGGUGUUUGUGGUGGUGUUUGUGGUAUAUCAAAUAAACCAAUUAUGAUGAUAGUGUACACAGUCUAUUACAAUUAGGAUUGUGUAGUUAAUAUCUAAUAUCACUAAUAUCUACAUUCUUCCACUGAAUUGAGACAACCGGGCACAAAAAAGUCUCCCAUAUCCACGCAAGCAUACCAUUUAGAAUAUGGCCAAUACGUUGCUGCAUUUGAAGUAGUAUUUCAGUUGGGAUUAUUGGAAUGGAGCCAAAGACAGUCUUCGUCACCAUCCUCCCCAUGUGUAACUAUUAUCCCCUUGUCUCCACUGUCGCUCCCGCUUCCGGCCUUGUUUUAUUUCCACCGUCAGAGACUCACAUAGGCAGUGAGGUUUAUCGUACUGUCACUGUCGUUGGUGCAAUCCUAUUCUUAGGCAUGGGCAGAUUAACUAACAGUAUUGAGUGACACUAGUGGCCAGGACACAUGCAGUAGAUCCAUGCAUACAGUCCAUUUCAUUCCUGAGUGUGAUGUUCUACAUGUAUGCAUAAACCCAUAGGCCUGUUGUGUUUACCAUAGAAAUAUCAUUAAUAGAAAGGGCUUAGAACAUUUGACAAUAGCAAUUUGACUGCUAAAUUCAUGGGUACACUCAAAAUGGCUGCCAAUCCUCCCAUUAUUGCAUAAUUGACUUGAAUGGGGAGGCCCGUUCUACUUAUUCUAGUUCUGUGGUGUUUACCCCCUCAGGGUCAGUGUGGUAUGUAGCUAUCCAUACGCCUGUAGCACCCAAUGAGGAUCAAGGGCAGACAGUGACAGUAGCCCCCCCCCCCCACCCACUCCCUCUCUGUGAUUGGACAAAAAGAGGACUGUGAAUCAAUAUUCUCAUCUUGUGCCCUAGCUGUGUCUACUGUCUGUCAUUCUUCCUCGCCGGUAUGUUUGUUAGCUGUAUGUUGGCAUCCUCCAUUUUGAUGGACAAAAGAUUUAUCAAAUAAACUGAGGUUGAAUAUGCUA